Panonychus citri (citrus red mite) is the source of this 1264-nucleotide messenger RNA. It is a transcript of the gene wal, whose product is annotated as electron transfer flavoprotein subunit alpha, mitochondrial-like. Lineage: Eukaryota; Metazoa; Arthropoda; Arachnida; Trombidiformes; Tetranychidae. Bases 69 to 1112 code for a protein of 347 amino acids. The record is from RefSeq and is a predicted model, not a curated record. Gene Ontology annotation, cellular component: mitochondrion. The transcript is spliced from 3 exons. Gene Ontology annotation, molecular function: flavin adenine dinucleotide binding; electron transfer activity.
UGUUGACACUUUUUAAUUGUGAGAUUAAUUUGGUGAUUGUAUGUUUAAUUGUUCUUGGUUUAAUUAUAAUGGCGGUUAAUAGUUUAUUGUCUUCUAGUUUGUUAAUUGGCAGGAUUGGUUCUUGUUCGAGAUUGUUUUCCAAUAAAAGGUUUGCCAGUACGUUGAUUAUUGGUGAUCACAAACAAGGUAAACUUGAUCCAAUUACCCUGAGCUGUAUCACUGCUGGUAAACAACUUGGACAUGAUAUUGAUUGUUUAAUUACUGGUGAGGGUAUUGGAGAGGCUACCAAAGAAUUGGCCAAGGUUGACCUUUUAAAGAAAAUAAUUGUCGCCGAUGAUCCCGUUUUCAAGGGAAUGUUACCUGAAGUGAUUGCAUCUCUGGUUGUUGAUCUGCAAAAGGCCAAUGGUUAUACUCAUAUUCUUUGUGGAGCAAAUGCUUUUGGUAAGAAUUUAAUUCCUCGAAUUGGUGGACAUUUAGAUGUAUCUCCAGUUUCCGAUAUCAUUGGAAUCAAAGACGAUUCGACCUUUGUCAGAACAAUCUAUGCUGGUAAUGCAAUUCAAACUCUUAAAGCUAAAGAUUCAAUUAAGUUGAUUUCUGUUCGGGGAACCAAUUUUGAAAAAUAUCCACUUUCCGAUUCGGCAAAUGUACCAAUUGAAACAUUGGACAAAGUUAAUGUUAAAAGUGAUGCUGUUGAAUGGAUCACAUCAGAAUUAACUAAAUCAGAAAGGCCUGAGUUAACAGCAGCUUCAACCGUUAUUUCUGGUGGUAGAGGGAUGAAGAAUGGUGAAAAUUUCAAACUUCUUUACGAUCUUGCUGAUAAAUUGGGAGCCGCUGUCGGUGCAUCAAGAGCUGCAGUCGAUGCUGGAUUUGUACCAAAUGAUUUACAAGUCGGUCAAACUGGUAAAAUUGUCGCUCCGGAACUCUACAUAGCCGUUGGCAUUUCCGGGGCCAUUCAACAUCUCGCCGGAAUGAAAGACUCGAAAACUAUUGUUGCCAUAAACAAAGAUGGAGACGCUCCUAUUUUCCAAGUUGCCGAUUUAGGCCUUGUCGCUGACCUUUUCAAAGCGAUUCCCGAGAUGAGUGAGAAAAUUGAUUCUUUCAAAUCAAAGUGAUCAACAAAUUUACAAGAUAAUCAACAACAGAUGAUUAAUAUCCCAUUUUACAGGAAAAAAAAAUAUAUAAUGAACAAGAAAUUUGUACAAUUGUAUUCUUACAACAAUUUGUCACCCGUUGAUUAAAUUGAAAAGCUGAUUUAUAUUUUCAA